AUGAUCCCAAUCACUUAAAUGAACACCGUGAAAUUGAAAGUGCCAAUUAAUAUUUAGAAAUUUGUAUUGAACAGAUCCAUUACAGAGGUAUAAGAAAACUCAAACCUAACUUUUUUCAAAAUAAUCUAUAUAGGUUAAUAAAGUAAUCUAAUAUUCAGAAGCUUAUAAACUUUUAAAAAGAAUGAACUGUGUUUAGACAGAAUCAAGAAUUAUUAAAGAUUAUCAGUAAAUACUUCAAUUAUGUUUAGAAAAACUUGUGA
Molecule: messenger RNA, 260 nt
Organism: Paramecium primaurelia
Lineage: Eukaryota; Ciliophora; Oligohymenophorea; Peniculida; Parameciidae
Source: the annotation of a GenBank genome assembly